Molecule: messenger RNA, 2214 nt
Organism: Boleophthalmus pectinirostris (great blue-spotted mudskipper)
Lineage: Eukaryota; Metazoa; Chordata; Actinopteri; Gobiiformes; Gobiidae
Product: CMP-N-acetylneuraminate-beta-galactosamide-alpha-2,3-sialyltransferase 1-like
Exons: 7
Coding region: 134-1141 (335 amino acids)
Molecular function (GO): beta-galactoside (CMP) alpha-2,3-sialyltransferase activity
Source: RefSeq, a predicted model, not a curated record
UAUUUCGUGAUGGACAUGCAAAGAAAAAAAAAAGCUUUUCCAAUGCUAACAAACUCUUCUCGUGAAAGUGGCACUAUUACUUACCACUUAAGGCAAAAGGCAGUUCUUCGUGAAUUUACUUCUUCAGGUAAAGAUGAACAGCAGAUCUAAGAUGGUGGUGGUGCUCAUGGUUUGCACCGUUUGCCUUGCCACUAUCUGGAGAAUAACUUCUACUAAUCUUACCUUUGAGGCAUGGGGAGAAAGUGAAGGAGACACUGGAAAUAUAAAUGAAGAAGUUGAGAUGUCAAGAAAUAAUCCUAAUAAAACAUGCAGCUGUGAUAGAUGUAUGACAGAGUACAAUUAUUUUUUUAUGCAGCGAUACAAAAAAUCUGUGAAUCUCUUUUUAACACCCGAUGGUGAUCUCACACAAAACGUCUUCCUCUGGUGGAAGUCUUUGCAGGCUGAAAACAGUGACUUAAAGAAAUACAAUGAAGCAAAGGCUCGUCUGUUCAAGGUUUUCCCAUCCAAGCCAAAUGUAAGUGAACUCCACCCGGACCGCUGUCAGACAUGUGCUGUUGUUGGCAACUCUGGAAAUCUGAAGGGAUCCAACUAUGGACGUCAAAUCGAUUCUCAUGAUUUUGUAAUAAGAAUGAACUUCGCGAAGACUGAAGGCUAUGAGGUGGACGUGGGGAUCAAGACAACUCAUCACACCAUGUAUCCGGAGAGUGGUAUGGAUCUGGAUAACAACACUCACUUGGUUCUGUUUCCAUUCAAAAUUAUGGACUUGCAGUGGAUUACCGAGGCACUCACAACUGGGUUUCAUGGAAGAUCGUAUGCACCAACUAAAAUGAAAAUCAAAGCUAACAAGAAUCUGGUCUUGGUGGUCAAUCCGGAAUUCAUGCAGUAUGUCCACACAUCCUGGCUUUCUCUGACGGGGAAAUACCCUUCCACUGGCUUCAUGACCCUGGUUCUUGCCAUGCAUAUUUGUGACCAGGUGAGCGUUUUUGGCUUUGGGGCAGACAAGAAUGGAAACUGGAAUCACUACUGGGAGCCACUUAAAGACAAACACUUAAAGACCGGUCUUCAUCCUGGGUCCUAUGAAUACAACCUCAUCGAAGAGCUGGCAAAGCAGAACAAAGUGACCUUUUACAGAGGCUGGUGAAACAGGCAGCUGAACUGAUACCAAAGAGUUGACAAAACUGUCUUCUGUCACUCUGUGUUUGUGCAAUGUCACUCUGAUUAAUGUGUGAAGCCAUUGUACUAGACCCUUUUGGGACUACCUCCUUUUUUCUUUUCUUUUUUGCAUAUUUAUGAAGUAUUGAUUUAUGAAUGUAAUUAUCUACUUCAACUGUAUAUCAAAAUGUGUUUGAUUGAAUAUUUAUAUGUAUCUGUAUGAACUGUACACCAAUGCUGCUGUGUUUAAAUAUGUAGAUAUGACAGGUUUUCAUGUUUUUCAAAUUAUUACUUGGUUUGUUAGGAAUAGGACCUGUAGUGAAUAUGUAAAGAUGUGAAAAAAUAUAUCAUAGUUUUGCAUCAGUUUAUUAGAAAAAUUUAGUGAAUGAAAAGAACAAAAAAAUAUAGGAAGUUGUGGUGGAUUGUAAAACAGAAUACCUCUCAUUUAGGUCAGCAUAAAAAAUUGCAUCCAAAUAGAGAAACAAUUCAUGCAUGUGGAGGUCAUUUCUCCUUAACAAUAGCUACUGUUAAGGCUAACAUUAUGGCUGCUAGGUAACAGAAUUACUUUAGACUUAUGCAUGUCAUAUCAACUGUACCCAUGUCCAACCAGGAAAUAAAAUGAGGCAUGAUUCACAGUAAUGCAUGAUUCUAACUAAGACCCGAUGAAGCCAAAAGAUGUUGACUUUGGCCAGUUAAAUAAUGGCCUUUUAGCUAUACUUUUCCUCAUGUGACUUUUACUUUUCUAGAGUGCAUGUAUUUAGUUUUUUCCAUGAUUUUUCAUAAUGUUUUAGUAAUGUCUAACCUGUCAUAUACACUUGUAUAUCUCAGGGUUGCCAAGUCUGGGAUGUUGUUAAUAAGUGUUGUGACAGGUAGAAAAGGUUGGGCAGAAGGAUUAUUCAUGCAUGUGUGGAUUUGUCUGACAAAGAAAGCUUAUAGGACAGGGUGCACCAGGUGGGGAUCUCUGGAGGACAGCUUUUUCUGUCAUAGGUACAUACAUGUUUAGAAAACUUAAGUGAAGCAAAGAAAAUAAAUGCAAAAGUAAACUUGUUUUUUUCAGAAUAA